Messenger RNA from Asparagus officinalis (garden asparagus), 1807 nucleotides. RefSeq names its product serine/arginine-rich SC35-like splicing factor SCL30. The record is from RefSeq and is a predicted model, not a curated record. Gene Ontology annotation, molecular function: RNA binding. NCBI's taxonomy places the organism in Eukaryota, Viridiplantae, Streptophyta, Magnoliopsida, Asparagales, Asparagaceae. The transcript is spliced from 11 exons.
AACUAAUUUAAAUAUUCCAAACUUAUCCUUAUAAUCAUUAAACAGAUUUCAUCUUUAUCAUCGUAAAUCCAAAGACCUAAGAUUUCCGUCGGUUACGCCUUCCUCUCCGCCCACCGGUUCAUACACGAUCUUAACCCUUCAAUUUCCAAAGAUGAUUAUUAUUGCCCUAAUCUCCGACCUCCUCCGCCAUGUCCCUCAUCAUCGUCCCCAGAUCCGACGCCCAGCUCCUCCCCUCGUCAUCGUCGUCGCCACAUCGACGCCCAGCUACUAGGCAGCGGAAUUAGGAAAAAAUGAAUGGAUCUUGUGAGGGUCGGCAGCGAAAAUCGUUCGAUAAUGAGGAGGCACAGUCCGGCGUAUUAUAGCCCCCCGCGAAGAGGUUAUGGUGGUGGAGGAAGAAGUCCACCAAGGAGGAAUUACGGCGGCGGCGGCGGGCGCAGGGAAUCUGGUCAGAGUCUUUUGGUUAGAAACAUUCCCCUGAAUUGCAGAGCGGAGGACCUCCGCGCCCCAUUUGAAAGGUUUGGGCGAGUAAGGGAUGUUUAUUUACCGAAGGAUUAUUAUUCUGGUGAGCCCAGGGGAUUUGCAUUUGUGGAGUUCAUUGACCCUUAUGAUGCUGCGGAAGCUCAGUAUCAGAUGAAUCGGUGGCGAUUUGGUGGAAGAGAGAUAACUGUGGUGGUUGCAUCUGAAACAAGGAAAAGGCCUGAGGACAUGCGUCACAGAUCAAUACAUAAUGGGCCUUCUCGUUAUGAUGAUCGACGAUCUUCUGGACAUGGCCGCUCACGUUCUCGUUCGAGGUCACGUUCACGUUCUCCUUACCGCCAACCUACUUCUGGAGCCCGGCAUACAUCUAGGUCAUACUCUCCUGCACCAAGACGAGAAGGUGGUUACUCCCCAAGAAGGCAAGAUGAUUAUUCAAAUAUGAGAAUACGCAAUUACCCUUGCAUCCCUGAGUUCAGGGAUCUUGUUCAAACAGUUGCAACUGCUUCUAUAGACCAAUCUAUAUAUUGGAUUGCCUGUGUGUUAAAUAUUUUCUAUAAAGCUUCAUUUAAUUUUAUAGGCCGCUCACGUUCUCGUUCGAGGUCACGUUCACGUUCUCCUUACCGCCAACCUACUUCUGGAGCCCGGCAUACAUCUAGGUCAUACUCUCCUGCACCAAGACGAGAAGGUGGUUACUCCCCAAGAAGGCAAGAUGAUUAUUCUCCAAGAAGAGAAGAUGAUUAUUCACCAAGAAGGCAUUCAGACCAUGCAAGGUCCCCAAGGGAUUAGCCAGAAGGACGUGAUGAGGACUAUAAUCGCAGAUCACGGUCUCCAGGGUAUAUCAAUGCUAACCAAAAUCAACCUGACAAUGGUCAUGCAGAAAAAGAUUUCUAUGAUGACGAUGGGAGGAGACGCUCUAUCUCAAGGUCUCCAAGACGUGCUUCACGUUCGCCUUAUGGUUCACGAUCCAGGUCUGCAGACUUGUCCCCAGGACGCAGCAGAUAAAAGGAUGAUGCGGGUUUUGUCUACUUUGUUUCUGCGAUGUAUUCUGCUAUGUCUUCUGGAAUCCAAUGUUCGGACCCGUAGAUUUUAUAAGUCUGGACCUACCUGUAUUUUCAGGUCUUGCAGAACUUUUUUAGUUUCAUAUCUGACUCUAGGGUGCCUUUUCUGUCUCUGCAGACUUUUUGAACAAUUUUAUGCUUAAACUUAAUUACAACUUAUGUAGUCGUUGUUGGCGGUGAUGGUGUGGAGAGGGUGAUAGCUCUAGCACCAAUGUGGAAUCUUAUUGUUGCUAUGAAAUGUGAACUUUUGAGGUUAAGAUUUGACCAAGAUA